This is a messenger RNA of Poeciliopsis prolifica (blackstripe livebearer), 2129 nucleotides long. RefSeq names its product R3H domain and coiled-coil containing 1-like (gene r3hcc1l). The record is from RefSeq and is a predicted model, not a curated record. The transcript is spliced from 7 exons. Bases 20 to 1102 code for a protein of 360 amino acids. Lineage: Eukaryota; Metazoa; Chordata; Actinopteri; Cyprinodontiformes; Poeciliidae.
GAGAACUACGUCUCCCAAAAUGCUUUGCCCGUUGAUGGCGCUUUCGUCAUCGAACGCGACAAAAUCUGUUGCUAAACAAACCCAGCACAGAAAUCUGAAUUUGAACAUGGAGGUGGAGAAGCCAAAAGAAGAGGAGCAAAAGGGGGGUUGCGCUGAAAACCAGCAAACAUCGACGGAUGCCUGUCAGUCAAAGAGGCCCAACCAGGCUCUGUACGUCCCCAAGCAGCGACGCCAGGACGCUAAAGACAAAACUCCCACUCAGGGAAAGGACAAACCAAGACCCAAACCGCGAUAUACAGACAAGGCUCGAAAGAACGCCAAGAACAGGAAGGACAAGGCCAACACCGCGGCAGCUGCAGGAGGCGCAGACGCUCAGAGCUGUGACGUGCAGGAGGAGAGGCUGCAGGACGAGCAGGUGAUGGUUAAUGGGCAGGAAGAGGCUGAAGCUUCAUCACAGCAGGAUCCGGCAUCCCCCCAAGAUGAGAAGGAGGACAGCUGGGAAACUUUGUUCAAUGAUGAAGGAGACUGUUUGGACCCACAUCUCCUGGAAGAGCUGGCUCUGAGCGAGGGCAGAAAGAAGAAGUCGAAACAGGAACCUAGAUUUGACUACUACAAUAUGGACGUGGACGACGAAGACGAGAUUGAUCUCACAGAGGACGAACUGUCCCACAUUGUGGAAAUCUACGACUUCCCCGCAGAGUUUAAGACGGAAGACCUCCUCAGGUUAUUUCAGUGCUACCAACAGAGAGGAUUCGACAUCAAGUGGAUUGAUGACUCGCAUGCCCUGGGUCUCUUCUCCAGCCCCAUAGCAGCCCGAGAAGCUCUCAGAACCAAACACCCUCUGAUGAAGUUAAGACCACUUUCCAAAUCCUCCAACGCCACCAAGGCUAAAGCCCGCAGCUGCUCAGACUACCUCCUGCCUGCUAAAGAGCGACCUCAGACGAGCGCGGCGCUGGCUCGGAAGCUUGUGAUCGGAGCACUUGGUGUGAAAAGCAACUUAACAAAGGAGCAGCGAGAGGCAGAGAAGAAAAAACUCCAGCAGGCAAAAGAAGAAAAGCGUCUGGCAGCAAAACAAAGAGAAGAUGCUUGGGAGGGAAAGUGAAUGGACGCAACAAUUUUUAUUUUUAUUUUUUUUGUUAUUUUGUUGAAAAUUACUUGAACUUCAAGUCUGGUUUUCUGUCAACCAGCCACGAUUGGGGCAAACAUCUGGACUCGCAUGCGUCUUUAUUAAAGCACCGAGACUGGAUGUGAAAUUAUUUGAUCCAAAGCUUUUAUGUUUGGCUUUAUGUUGUUUUAAAAGAGGUUAAUUGUUGCUUUGAUGAAGACAUUGUUGAAUUUGAUGCUAGCUAAGUGAGUAAAGUACACAUUUUUACUCUAAAUUGCUACUGUUCCUCAGUAAUAGCUGACAUUUUUAAACUCAUACCGGCCUCAGACCAACCACUGCCAACCACAAGCGUUACUUUCAAGACUUUCAGCGAGGAUAUCAUGUGUCGUGCGUCUUUUUUUGUUGUUUUUUUUUUGUUGUUCAAGUCUUGUCCUGUUUGCUAAAGCCCAGCUUACUGUUGAAAUCCGUUUGUUGAUUUUAUUUCAAAUGAUAAACAUCGUGUUCAGUUUGCGUAGAUUGUUCAUGUGUAAAGAUCAGAUUGAGGAUGUAAGAGACUUAACGACCUCAUCUCCAUGGUUUUGUAAGAUUGAAUGAAUGAUUUUUUUUUCAUUUAUUUAUUUUUUUUGCAUUUUUAGUCUUAUACAAAAGUGUUUCAGUAGUUUGAGUUGUGGCCUAAACAAGUAAAAAUAAAGCACAAUCCCAGCUCAAGUUUUUUUUUUUUUUUUUCUGUCUGAUGAAAUUAAUGUGACGCAGAAAAAGUGGAAAGUGUGACAAGUAGCCUUAAUUCUGGCACAUUCAUAGAAAAUGUUAAUUGAUGUACAUUGUCCCUAUCAAAUACAUUAAAUUAAAGUGAAAAAAGUUGCUUUUCAAAGUUUUUUUUCCACAAGUAAAAAAACUAAUGAGUGCGGUGUUUGAUCAGUUUAAUGAGUCUAUAUUUUGAAGAACCUCAAUUUUUCGUAAUUAUAGCAGCAAAUGUUGUCUGUCUCUACCAGCCUUGCCCUUGGAUUAAAAAUUUUUAAGCACC